GUGGUGGCGUUAGGCGCAGGGGGCGGGGCUGAGGCCGCCCCGCGUCAUUGGCGCUUCGUUCGAAGUGGAACCUUCGGUGACUGGUCUGGCGCGGCCCCUGAGUGGCGCGCGGGGCGCCAUGGAGCCCGGGCGCGGUCCGGGGGCUCUGCCGGGCACGGAGGAGGCGGCUGGUGCAGCUCAGGGGAAGGGCAGGGUUAAUUUCCCAUUUCCUUACACCCCUUACUCCAUCCAAGAGGAUUUCAUGGCCAAGCUGUAUGAUGUUCUGGAGGCUGGCAAAGUCGGGAUCUUUGAGAGUCCUACAGGGACGGGAAAAUCCUUGAGUCUUAUCUGUGGAGCACUCUCUUGGCUCAGAGAUUUUGAAGAAAAAAAGAAGCAGGAGGAGGCCCGCCUCCUUGCAGAUGAACAUAAUGGACAAGACAAGCAACAACAGCCUACAUCAUGCAGCGCGGAGGCCUCAAACUGCCAGGGCUCAGCAGGGGAGCUAGAUUGGAUCACUGAGUUUAUGCAGAAAAAAGAAGAGCAGGCCAUGGUGGACAGACUAAAGGAAGAGCAAAUCAGGAGGAAGAAACGAGAGGAUCGUCUUGAGAAAAUUCGCCAUAACGUGCAACUCAAAUAUGCAUCAAAAAGAAAGAGGCUUGAAGAUGAUGAGACACAGCGGCUGCUCCAGCUCAGUAAGGAGAUCUUGUCGACGGAGUUAGGGUCAGAUGUUCUAGAGCAGCUGGAUCACGAGGAGGAGGAGCUGAUCCUUGCCGAGUAUGAGAGUGAUGAGGAGAAGAAAGUGGGAUUGGGGUUGGAGGAGGAGGAUGAUGAUGAUUUGGAGGAGGAGCAUGUGACCAAGAUUUACUACUGCAGCCGCACACACUCCCAGCUGGCUCAGUUUGUGCAUGAAGUUCAGAAGAGCCCUUUUGGUGAGAAGAUACGGCUGGUGUCACUGGGGUCCAGGCAGAACCUCUGUGUGAAUGAGGAGGUGCGCCAUCUGGGGGCUGUCCAGCUGAUCAAUGACCGCUGUGUGGAAAUGCAGAAGAACAAACAUGGGAAGAAGAGUGAGGGAGAGGAAUCGGAGGGGAAGAAAAGGCGUGUGAGCCGGGCUGUGUGUCCAUUUUACUCCUAUGAGCAAAUGCAGUUUCUCCGGGACGAAGUUCUAGUCAAGGUGAAAGAUAUUGAGCAGCUGGUGGCCUUGGGCAAGGAGACUAAAGCCUGUCCGUAUUAUGGGAGUCGCUAUGCCAUUCCUGCUGCCCAGCUGGUGGUGUUGCCUUAUCAGAUGCUCCUGCAUGAAUCUACCAGAUGUGCUUCUGGGAUCAAACUGAAGGAUCAGGUGGUGAUUAUUGAUGAGGCCCACAAUCUGAUAGACACUAUAACCUGCAUCUACAGCGCCGAAGUCCGUGGCGCUCAGCUGUGCUGUGCCCACUCCCAGCUGCUGCAGUACAUGGAACGAUACAGGAAACGUCUGAAGGCAAAAAACCUGAUGUACAUUAAACAGAUUCUGUAUUUGCUGGAGAGGUUUGUGUCCAUACUAGGAGGCAUCAGAUGUGCCUUGAGGGGAACCGCUGCCUUCUGUAAAGAACUCGUCAUUGUCACUAAUAGGAAGAUGCAAUUUGACACACUCUUCUCCCUCUCCCUUUUCCCUCUUCUCUCAGGAAACGUGAAUCAAAAUCCAAAUGCUCAGAGCAUUUCUCAAGCAGGGACAGAACUAAAAUCCAUCAAUGACUUCCUGUUUCAGAGUCAGAUUGACAAUAUCAACCUCUUCAAGGUUCAGCGUUACUGUGAGAAAAGUCUGAUCAGCAGGAAGCUUUUUGGGUUUGUGGAGAGAUAUGGAGCCACCAGUGUUGUAAAGACUAACAAGGAAAAGCAGAACAUGGCUGGACUGCAGAACUUCCUUCUCACCCUGCAUCAGGGGCCAGACAAAGAAGCUGCUAUUCAGUGCCAUCCUGUGGAGGCUGAGGAUGGCCAGCCCAAGAUGGCAUCUCCUCUGAUGCAGAUUGAAGGAUUUCUCUCUGCUCUCACCAAUGCAAACCAAGAUGGGAGAGUCAUCCUCAACCGGCAAGGCACUGUAGCUCAGAGCAGCCUCAAAUUCCUCCUGCUGAAUCCAGCUAUCCAUUUUGCCAAGGUGCUGAAGGAAUGUCGUUCUGCGAUCAUUGCAGGGGGCACCAUGCAGCCGGUGUCUGAUUUCCGAGAGCAGUUGCUGUCCUGUGCCAUCGGUGCUGACAGGGUGGUGGAGUUCUCCUGUGGUCAUGUGAUUCCUCCAGACAACAUUUUACCCAUAAUCCUCUGCAGUGGUCCAUCUAACCAGCAGCUAGAGUUCACCUAUCAGAAGAGAGACCUGCCUCAGAUGAUGGAUGAGAUGGGCCGAAUCCUUGGUAACCUGUGCAAUGUGGUCCCUGGGGGCGUGGUGUGCUUCUUUCCCUCCUAUGAGUAUGAGAAGCAGGUGUACACGCACUGGGAGAGGACGGGGCUGCUCACCCGCUUGGCGACUAAGAAGAAGAUAUUUCAGGAGCCCAAGAGAGCAAACCAGGUGGAGCAGGUGCUGGCAGAGUACGCUAAGUGCAUAAAGCGCUGCAGCCAGGUGGGAGGCCAUGUGAUGGGGGCCCUGCUCUUUUCUGUGGUUGGAGGGAAAAUGAGUGAAGGAAUCAAUUUCUCUGAUGACCUGGGAAGGUGUGUCAUCAUGGUGGGCCUGCCUUACCCCAACAUCAAGUCCCCAGAACUCCAGGAGAAAAUGGCCUAUCUUGACAAAACAAUGGUAGGACCAAGAACUGCGGGCCAGCCACCUAGCAAAAUGCUGAUUGAAAAUCUAUGCAUGAAAGCAGUAAACCAGUCAAUAGGGCGAGCGAUUCGCCAUCAGAAGGACUUUGCUAGCAUCCUGCUUGUAGAUCACAGGUAUGCACGCCCCUCCGUCUUCAACAAACUACCCCAGUGGAUCAAGGAAAGAACAGAGAUCAAACCUACCUUUGGGCUAGCAUUUGCAGCAUUAAGGAAGUUUCACCAUGAGAAGAAGUCAUGUUAUGGGUCAGAAGCUUCCUGAGGGAGAUGGAAGAGCAGUGUGCUGAGUGGCUGUAUCAGCUCAAAGUGGAGCCUCCUGCAACAGGAGGUUUUUCCCCACAAGACUUUGCAGUUGAAAAUUGACCAAAGCUAUUCUUGCCUAUGUGGCUUCUGGACUGUGACUGAUUAUAUUGCAUCUGAGCUGGGCUGGACAGGGGAGAUAAGAGCACCCUCAGCUGGUAGGGACUGGGUUUAUGUUACUCCUCCCCUUUGUUCUGUUUCCCAGCCCUGGGUAUUAUUACUUGCCCUCUUGGGGCAGGAUGAAGUAUUAAAAAUCAGGUUAAUGGUC
Chrysemys picta bellii (western painted turtle) is the source of this 3325-nucleotide messenger RNA. RefSeq names its product DEAD/H-box helicase 11 (gene DDX11). The record is from RefSeq and is a predicted model, not a curated record. Gene Ontology annotation, molecular function: ATP binding; DNA helicase activity; DNA binding. Gene Ontology annotation, cellular component: nucleus. Gene Ontology annotation, biological process: establishment of sister chromatid cohesion; nucleobase-containing compound metabolic process. Lineage: Eukaryota; Metazoa; Chordata; Testudines; Emydidae.